Zymoseptoria tritici IPO323 is the source of this 1089-nucleotide messenger RNA. RefSeq lists its product as uncharacterized. The record is from RefSeq and is a predicted model, not a curated record. Gene Ontology annotation, molecular function: magnesium ion transmembrane transporter activity. The annotation marks the transcript as partial. Gene Ontology annotation, biological process: magnesium ion export from mitochondrion. Lineage: Eukaryota; Fungi; Ascomycota; Dothideomycetes; Mycosphaerellales; Mycosphaerellaceae. The transcript has a single exon.
GACGUCGAUCAUGAAGACUACCGCCCACCAUAUCCACACGCUAUCCUCGCGGGAGGUCUCGGCGGCACAAUGGGCGAUAUGCUGAUGCAUUCCCUCGAUACCGUCAAAACGCGGCAACAGGGUGAUCCUCAUAUGCCGCCGAAAUACACGAGCAUGGGAAACACAUACUACACGAUCCUCCGACAAGAAGGCGUCUGGCGAGGAUUGUACGGAGGAGUCUGGCCCGCCUUCAUGGGCUCAUUCGCAGGCACAUGUAUCUUUUUCGGCUGCUACGAAUGGAGCAAGCGCACCAUGAUAGACUUGGGCAUAACACCGUCCUUUGCCUACCUUGCCAGCGGCUUCUGCGCAGACCUCGCUGCAUCUCCACUCUAUGUCCCCACCGAAGUGCUCAAAACGAGGUUGCAGCUGCAAGGUAAACACAACAAUCCCUUCUUCGUAAGUGGCUACAACUACCGCAGCAGCAUGCACGCUUUCCGCACCAUCUAUCGCACAGAAGGCGUGCUGGAACUCUUUUCCGGAUACAAAGCGACGCUCUUCCGUGACCUGCCAUUCUCAGCGCUGCAGUUCGCGUUCUACGAGCAAGAGCAGCGAUUGGCAAAACAAUGGGUGGGACCAGGGAAGGAAAUCGGAAUGCCAUUGGAGAUCUUGACAGGAGCGAGCGCAGGUGGUAUGGCAGGUGUCCUCACAUGUCCAAUGGACGUGGUCAAGACGAGAAUACAGACCGAGCUUGACCCCGAACUUGCAGCAGCAGCGAGGGAGAAGCGAUCAGCGAUGAAAGCCAAGUCCGCUGCCGUCAAAGCAUCCUCCUCAUCUUCGUCAACCACACGUCCAUCAACCGCAUCGCCAGCGUCCUCCUCCUCUUCCUCCCAAACCCGCUCCAUCUCCACCUCCGGUCCCAGCACCGCGCUCAAACACCACGGCCAAGUCCCACUGGACACGGAAUCCGUCAUCAAAGCUCUUCGCAUCAUCUACCGGACUGAAGGAGUGGGUGGAUGGUUCCGAGGCGUGGGUCCGCGUUUCGUCUGGACGAGCGUACAGAGCGGUACUAUGCUCGUCGUGUUCCAGAAGUUGCUGCGGUGGUUCGAUGCC